Molecule: messenger RNA, 3432 nt
Organism: Eleginops maclovinus (Patagonian blennie)
Lineage: Eukaryota; Metazoa; Chordata; Actinopteri; Perciformes; Eleginopidae
Product: vascular endothelial zinc finger 1-like
Exons: 5
Coding region: 86-1465 (459 amino acids)
Biological process (GO): regulation of transcription by RNA polymerase II
Cellular component (GO): nucleus
Molecular function (GO): RNA polymerase II transcription regulatory region sequence-specific DNA binding; DNA-binding transcription factor activity, RNA polymerase II-specific
Source: RefSeq, a predicted model, not a curated record
UUACCGGAAGUUGUUUCAGCUGCCAUGUUUGGUUGCUUUGUUGUAGGCUUCUACAAGGUUUCCUACAGAAUUAGUAAGUGUGGAAAUGGAGCCGAGCUGGAGUACGUUUCUUUUUCAACAGGCCAAUGAAGCCCUCCACCACCAGCACCAUGUGGCCCAGAACAGCCUGUUGCCACUUCUCAAUGCAGGAGUCGAACAAAUUGACCAGAAGCCUAUCCUGCCCCUCCACCUAGAACAGAAGCCCCCGACCAGCGCUGCAGAACUCCUCAAAGACAAUGUGGCCAGUGGAGGCGGCGGGCGGCCACCAGUUCCCGUCAUCAAGAAGGAACACAAAGGCAAGACGCCGUUCGUCUGUGGCUACUGCAACAAGGCCUUCCGCGACAGCUACCACCUGCGGCGCCACGAGUCCAGCCACACCGGCAUCAAGAUGGUGUCACGGCCAAAGAAGACCGCCCAGACGGCCCCGACCAUGGUACCCAUGAUCUCCACCAUGUCGCGAGACCACAACGGCCACCCGUCCUACAUCUCCACGGUGGCGGGAAUCCUCUCAACGGCGACCACCUCGGUUUCUUCGGGUGCGAGCAUCAUGACGUCAUCCGCGAUGGGCAACAUGCAGCAGCAAAACGCCCCCAAGAAACCCGCCAAACCGGUCAAGAAGAACCACGGGUGCGAGAUGUGUGGCAAGGCCUUUCGUGAUGUCUACCACCUGAACCGCCACAAGCUGUCCCACUCGGACGAGAAGCCUUUCGAGUGCCCCAUCUGCCAGCAACGCUUUAAGAGGAAGGACCGCAUGACGUACCACGUCCGCUCUCAUGACGGGGGAGUCCACAAGCCCUACGUUUGUUCAGUGUGUGGGAAAGGCUUUUCCAGGCCAGACCACUUGAGCUGCCAUGUGAAGCAUGUGCAUUCCUCAGAAAGGCCGUUCAAAUGUCAAGUAACGGCCUGUACCUCUGCUUUCGCCACCAAAGACCGACUGCGCUCCCACAUGAUCAGACAUGAGGGCAAGGUGACCUGCAGCAUCUGUGGGAAGAUGCUGAGUGCAGCAUACAUCACCAGCCAUCUGAAGACCCACGGACAGACCAACUUUAACUCCUGUAACAAAGAAGGUAACGGAGUCUGCAAUUCUAACUCGGCUACACCCGUGACCAUUUCUGCCCCCAUCACCUCUUCGAUGAACCGGGGCCACUCCAACAACCCGGUCACCAUCGCGGCGCAAAUGAACAUAAGCACCAACACGGUCAACAUCACGUCUGCGAUGGGCCUCCAGCACCCGGUCACCAUCACCGGGCCCGUCAACAUCGCCUCCGUCAACAUCCCCACAUCGGGGCAAAUGAAUAUCGCCCACCCGGUCGCCAUAACAACCUCCAUGCCCAUGAAUAUGGCCGGUCCGCUCAACAUCGCCAUGAGAUCGAUGGAUAGCAUGCCUUUCCUGUCCCAAGUCUUGCCUUCUUCCCCACCCUGGUAAGAUGCCGGGUGUCGACCUGGGCAAGAAGGAAAGGGAAAAUGAAGUGACACAAGAGACUCCUGUCCUCCCCCCCCAAACCCCCCUCCACCACGUUUACUCACCCUCCCCCCCCUGAAGUGAACAUAUACACGAGCUGUGCGGCCGGUAGGAGCUCCCCGAGUCACAGCUAAAGUGACUGACACCAGAUGCAGAACACUCGAGUAGAAAUCGCAUAGGAUUUAUCUUGAAAUCAGGACAAGACUUUUAGAGUAGUCAGUUAGAGUGAUGAAACUGUGAUUUGUAUAACGAGAAACGAGAGGAGGCGAUUCCUCGACGGACUCCGUAGGAAACACACCCCUGUGCUUUUGUAAAAGGGAGAUGAGAAACGGACUGAAGCAAUAACUAUGAAUUGCUGUUUUUGGUGUUUUUUGCAAGUUCUCUCCUAAAGCCUCUGGGUGUUACUUUGUAUGUUUCUUUUUUUAUUAUUAUUAUAGCCUGCUAAUCACUAUUUAAUGUUAUAGGAAAUGAGUCUAGUAAAAGGGACAGCAGCUUCCAUUUGCAUGGAAGUAUAUUUUUUCACAGUAUAGCGUUUCUUCUUCUCAGAUAGUAGCUCUUGAGGUACUAACUUGUACAGUUGACAUAGUAAUGUAUUUCCAUGUCAGCAUUUUUAAAUGUCUUGCUUUUUUCGAUCAAGCGGACGUCUCAACGCGCAGUCCUCUUGACAAUGAAAUGUUUUUUUUGGGGGGGGGUUCUAAAGGUAUGGAAACAGAAAGGUUUGUAUUCUUUUAUUUUGCCUUUUUCGUUGUUUUCAGUUUUCCAUGAAGUCAGUAUGGAAUGAGUCUUGCACUGAGAGCAUAUCCUACACACAGGUGGACAGCAGUAUUAUCAAAGAUCAAAUCGGAGUGUUUCGAUUAGUAAGCCUGCACUUGAGGGCCAUCUAGUGGCGGAACAGCCUGGCCUUGUAGUGACGCUUUUUCAGGCUGUAGUAAUAACUUAUUAGUUUUGUCUGACUCUUCUGUACACUGUUUAAAGAAAAAAGACUAUUAAUGUUAUCUCCCCAAAACAAUACUAAGGACCCUUCACUCAGGAAACACACAUAAAAAUCCCAUUUCACAUAAACUUAGUUCCUUUUUUAAAAUUAACUAAAUCUACCAUGUCCCUUUUUUUUAGAUUCCUUAUAUCAUUGAGCAUUGUCCCGUUGUAAGACUUUACUACAGUCGGGGACAAAAAGUCUGAGGAUCAUUGAUUUUGAACAAAGCCGUCCAUUUGAAUAAUAAUUCACUGUGCAAUGGCCUACAUGCUGCACUCUUUUCCCCCCCUACAUUUUAAAGGCAAGUUCACUCUCUGCCUGAAAUCUGAAUGAUAAAAAUGUGUCUGAAAAAAAUUAAGGGACAGGAUCGAUGUUGCAUGACCCCCCCCCAAACACUGUAGCUAUUGAACAUUUUUACUGAAUGCCAUGUUGCAGCUCUGUGUCAAUGCAAUACGCAUGUUUGUCACCCCCCCUCCAAGUUUUGUUUAAAACAAAAUACUAGUGUAGUUCCUUUUUCUUUGUUCUUAUGCAUUUACGUAGAUACACUAUGAUAGCCUGUUUGCCAAAUUUGAUACGAUAAUAAUGUGAUAAACUGAUCAUUUCUGGUGGAAUGGAUGAACAUCUCUUUAUUUUUUAGGAAAAGAAAAAUAAUUGAAAUUCCAGGACCCUUGUGAAAGCAGUUGAAUGUAUAUCUUUGUACAAAACUAUUUUAGUUCCAAGGAUAUGGUAGUUACGAUAGAUGUGAAAGAUAAGAUAACCUUUUUUUAUAAAUCUUUUGUAUUAGAACAUUAACAAUGGUCAUUUUGUAUAUAUGAGAGGCUAGGCUUUCUGAUUAGCAGAAAGGUCAAACAUUCCUACAUUUUUUUAAAUGUAUGUUUGUCAAAUUAUUACAUAAACAUGCGCAAUGUUAUGUGCCUUUUAUUUGGGUUGUCUAAAUAAAAGAAAACUAUCAAAUGUG